Corythoichthys intestinalis (scribbled pipefish) is the source of this 1429-nucleotide messenger RNA. RefSeq names its product histone RNA hairpin-binding protein-like. Gene Ontology annotation, cellular component: cytoplasm; histone pre-mRNA 3'end processing complex. The transcript is spliced from 8 exons. Bases 194 to 1018 code for a protein of 274 amino acids. The record is from RefSeq and is a predicted model, not a curated record. Gene Ontology annotation, molecular function: histone pre-mRNA stem-loop binding; mRNA binding. Lineage: Eukaryota; Metazoa; Chordata; Actinopteri; Syngnathiformes; Syngnathidae. Gene Ontology annotation, biological process: mRNA transport; mRNA 3'-end processing by stem-loop binding and cleavage.
GGCUGCCGUUGAACACUGGAAAGAAGAAGAGCAGUACCCGCCUCUUCCGGUCACGUGACGUUUUGUAUAGCUUUUGGCCGCGCGUCUUUUAGCAUUCGCGGGUGAUUCUUCUCUGCUGUACCCGGGAAAGUUCUCCCCAUUGCUUCCAAUAAUAUUUUACCUUUUGCAAGCGCACCCACUUAUAAAAAACGAGAUGUCUGACCUGGCCAGAGAUGGAAGACGUGAGAGAAACAGCACUGAACUGGACCACGACAGGUCUCAUGGCUCAUCACGGUGGUCACAAUGCAGGAAACGAGGGAUUGAUGGCAAUUUGCGGUUGAAGAGAGAUGAUGUUGAUAAUGAUGGUGAAGAUGACACUGACACAAACAACAGAAAUGCCAGUUUUACCACUCCGGAAAGCAGAAGCCAAGUGUCCCGCAUUGGUCAACGGGCUGACUGGGGCAGCCAGGUGGAGGAAGAUGAGAUGAGGAGGGAUGUGCAGAAAGACAUGCAACGUUACAGAAGGAGGAUACUUGCAGCAGAUUUCGCUCAGAGGGAGAGGAAGAUGUCUUCGGGCUCUUCUGAAAGCUGUGACUCAAAAGAGGGCGACAACAUAGAGAUGGAUGAAGCUGUGUUGCUGCGACGACAGAAACAGAUCAAUUACGGCAAGAAUACACUGGCCUAUGAUCGAUAUAUCAAGGAGGUUCCCAAACACAUGCGACAACAAGGCAUUCAUCCAAAGACUCCCAAUAAAUUCAAGAAAUACAGUCGGCGUUCCUGGGACCAGCAGAUCAAACUAUGGAAGGUCAAACUCCAUGCCUGGGACCCACCAGCCAAAGAGGGAGAAGACAAUGCCAAUGUUGAGGAGCUCAAUUUUGAGGAUGUUAUGGACAUAGAGCUGGACUUUCCUAUUUUAGCAGAUUCUGGGAAUGGUACAUGCUCUUUCACCACGCACAGCUUGUCACUGGAGGAUGACUGUGCAGGAACUCCGAACAAAAUACAGAAGACCGAAAAUACUGUAGAGCUUGACAUGGCAUAGGUCUUUGCCCACUCCUGCUGUUCGUAUACAUCUUAAAUAUUUUACUUUCACUCAACCCAACUGUAAAAUCCUUUCAUUUUUUCCUGAAAGUGUUCAAGGAUUAAAUCAUCCAAAUUUCUAGCUGAGAAGUACAUUACUAGAACCUUACUUGGAAUACGGAUAACUCAGGGAUUGUUUUGUUUUUUUAACAAUAUUAGAUUAGUUUAAUUGGCUUGUUUUGGUGUUCAUAGAAGCACUUGAAAUGCAUGCAACAUUGUUCUAAAAUGUUAAACUUUUAAUGAUUCGUUUGUAAAGUGUGAUAUCAUUGUGCAAAAAAGUGGGCGGGCACGCUUGUUGUUUUUUUGUGUUUUUCUCAAAUUAUUUUUUAAUAGAAAUGUUAUAUUUGCUUCUUGGUAAAGACUUUGAAAUAAA